AUGGCAAGCCAGCAAUCUCGUGAAAACGUUGCUCAAACUGCAGGCCAACUCACCGGCGAAGCUCAGGUUAAGAGAGACGAAAUCCUGAACCAGGCGUCUGAAGCAUCCCAAGAAACUAAAGAAAAUGCCGGUGCUUACGCCUCCGAAACCUCCAACUUCCUCCAACAGAAAACAGAACAAGUGAAGAACAUGGCUCAAGGAGCCGGAGAGCAAGUGAAAACCAUGGCUCAAGGAGCCGGAGAGCAAGUGAAGAACAUGGCUCAGGGGGCAGCUGAUGCAGUGAAGAACACUCUUGGAAUUAACCCAGGCAACCCAAUUGACCCAAAUAACCCAACCAACCCAAGUGGUUCAGGUGGCUCAAAUGACCUAACCAAUCUAAGCAACCCAUCUACCAGGAUUUGA
Messenger RNA from Pistacia vera, 402 nucleotides. Its product is annotated as late embryogenesis abundant protein 7. Lineage: Eukaryota; Viridiplantae; Streptophyta; Magnoliopsida; Sapindales; Anacardiaceae. The record is from RefSeq and is a predicted model, not a curated record. The transcript has 2 exons. Bases 1 to 402 code for a protein of 133 amino acids.